Molecule: messenger RNA, 3968 nt
Organism: Physcomitrium patens
Lineage: Eukaryota; Viridiplantae; Streptophyta; Bryopsida; Funariales; Funariaceae
Product: DNA damage-binding protein 1
Cellular component (GO): nucleus
Molecular function (GO): nucleic acid binding; protein binding
Source: RefSeq, a predicted model, not a curated record
GUUUGCUUUUGAAAAAUUGCAUUAGGGUUCUCGGAGCUCUUUCUCAAAACUUUGCUUGCAUGUUUCGCUGAGAAGCUUGGUUACUCUCGUACUUGCUUGCAUAGCCGGCAUACUGUCAUAGAUUUCGGUAAGGCGAGUUAGCCGCAAGAGGAGGUGUUACAGCUUUGGAGAGGGGAGGGGGAGUCGAGAGACAGCCACGGGUUCAAAUUUGAGGAAAUUCAGUGCAGGGACGAGAAACAACGGGUCUCAGAAGAUCUGUAGCGAGGGGCAGCUAUGAGUGGUUGGAAUUAUGUAGUUACGGCGCAAAAGCCUACCAAUGUGACGCACUCGUGCGUCGGAUACUUCACUAAUCCGCAGGAGCUAAAUCUCAUCAUUGCAAAAUGCACGCGAAUCGAAAUUCACCUGCUGACAGCAUCAGGGCUGCAGUCUAUGCUCGAUGUCCCUUUGUAUGGCAGAAUCGCCACACUGGAGCUCUUUCGCCCUCCUGGUGAGUCACAAGACGUGCUAUUUAUAUCGUUCGAAAGAUAUAAAUUUUGUGUUCUUCAAUGGGAUGCAGAAACCGGCUCACCUAUUACACGAGCGAUGGGAGAUGUAUCCGAUCGAACUGGUCGACCAACAGAUAAUGGACAGAUUGGCAUUGUUGAUCCCGAUUGCCGUCUUAUUGGUCUUCACCUUUAUGAUGGGAUGUUUAAGGUGAUUCCUAUCGACAAUAAAGGUCAACUUAAAGAAGCCUUCAAUAUUAGGUUGGAAGAACUGCAAGUGCUCGACAUUAAGUUUCUCUAUGGCUGUGCCAAUCCUACCAUUGCGGUUCUUUAUCAGGACAAUAAAGAUGCAAGACAUGUCAAGACGUAUGAGGUGAAUCUAAAAGAGAAAGAUUUUGGAGAGGGUCCAUGGUUGCAAAAUAACCUGGACAACGGUGCAGGCCUGCUGAUUCCUGUCCCUCUUCCAUUAGGCGGUGCUAUCAUUAUUGGGGAGCAGACUAUUGUUUACUACAACGGCUCUGUUUUUAAAGCGAUUCCUAUCCGACCGUCAAUCACAAAAGCUUAUGGACGAGUGGACAGUGAUGGGUCUCGGUACUUGCUGAGCGAUCACAAUGGCAUGCUAUACUUACUUGUUAUCUCGCAUGAUAAGGAAAGGGUCUCAGCCUUGAAUGUGGAGCCACUUGGGGAGACAUCAGCAGCAUCUACUUUGUCCUACCUUGACAAUGGUGUAGUAUUUGUCGGUUCCAGCUAUGGAGAUUCGCAGUUGAUUAGAUUGAACCACCAGGCAGAUGUCAAGGGAUCCUAUGUUGAGGUUUUGGAGAGCUUUGUGAAUUUGGGUCCAAUUGUGGAUCUUUGUGUUGUGGAUCUUGAAAGGCAAGGUCAAGGUCAAGUAGUAACCUGCUCAGGUGCUUUUAAGGAUGGUUCCUUGCGUAUAGUGCGAAAUGGUAUUGGCAUAAACGAGCAGGCCUCUGUAGAGCUUCAGGGCAUAAAGGGCAUGUGGUCACUGCGAGCAUCUUCAAGUGAUGUCUAUGAUACAUUCCUUGUUGUGAGCUUCAUUAGCGAGACACGUAUUUUGGCUAUGAACACGGAUGAUGAGCUUGAAGAAACCGAGAUCGAUGGUUUUGACUCUGAAGCUCAGACUCUCUUUUGUCACAAUGCUGUCCAUGAUCAACUUGUGCAGGUCACGGCAGGCUCGUUGCGUCUUGUUAAUGCAAAGACUAGGAAACAGCUCACUGAGUGGAAAGCCCCGGCACCAAUGACGAUUAAUGUUGCUACUGCUAAUGCAUCUCAGGUCUUGCUUGCAACAGGAGGUGGAAAUCUUGUAUAUAUUGAAAUAGGGCAAGGUACACUCACAGGGGUGGCACAUUCACAGUUGGAAUAUGAGAUCUCAUGUUUAGAUAUCAAUCCUGUGGGAGAAAAUCCUGAGCGCAGCAACUUGGUAGCAGUCGGUAUGUGGACAGACAUCAGCGUUCGAAUUUUUGCGUUGCCGUCUCUUACCUUGAUCAACAAAGAAAUGUUGGGUGGAGAAAUCAUACCCCGUUCUGUCCUCUUCUGCUCUUUCGAUGGGUUGGCGUACUUGCUGUGUGCUGUGGGGGAUGGACACCUGUUCAACUUCAUGCUAAACCCUUCGACUGGAGAAUUAUCUGACAGGAAGAAGAUAUCUUUGGGCACACAACCUAUAGCAUUACGCACCUUUCGGUCCAAGAAUACUACCCAUGUGUUUGCGGCCUCAGACCGUCCAACAGUGAUAUACAGCAGCAAUAAGAAACUUUUGUAUAGCAACGUCAAUUUGAAGGAAGUCAAUCACAUGUGUCCAUUCAACUCGGCAUCGUUUCCGGACAGUCUUGCCAUCGGAAAGGAAGGGGAGCUCACAAUCGGCACCAUUGAUGAUAUUCAAAAGCUUCAUAUUCGCACAGUUCCUCUUGGCGAACGCCCUUGCCGUAUUGCUCAUCAAGAACAAUCUCGCUCGUUUGCCAUAUGUUCGGCCAAAUAUUCACAAGGGCCCAAUAAUGAAGACAUAGAAACGCAUUAUGUACGGUUGAUUGAAGAUCAGACAUUUGAGAUAACAUCUGGAUUUGCUCUCGAUCUGUACGAAAUUGGAUGUUCUAUAAUCACAUGUUCCUUCACUGACGACUCCAACGUAUACUACUGUGUAGGGACGGCCUAUGCACUUCCGGAAGAAAGUGAACCUACUAAGGGUCGGAUACUUGUUUUUUUGGUGGAGGAUGGCAAACUUCAGCUGGUAGCAGAGAAAGAAAUGAAGGGGGCUGUGUAUAAUUUGAAUGCUUUUAAUGGGAAAUUACUAGCAGGCAUUAACCAAAAGAUUGCUUUAUAUAAGUGGACAUUAAGAGAUGGAACAAGGGUUUUGGAGAUCGAAUCUUCCCACCAUGGGCAUAUAUUGGCAUUGUAUGUUCAAUCACGAGGAGAUUUUAUCGUUGUGGGAGAUCUGAUGAAGUCAAUUUCGCUUCUCAUUUACAAGCCUGAAGAGGGAGCGAUUGAGGAGAGAGCUCGAGACUACAAUGCCAACUGGAUGACAGCGGUUGAGAUUCUGGAUGACGACACUUAUCUAGGGGCGGAAAACAGCUUUAAUCUUUUCACAGUGAGGAAAAACAACGAUGCUGCUACAGAUGAAGAAAGAGGUCGAUUGGAAGUAGUAGGUGAGUACCAUCUUGGCGAGUUUGUGAACAGAUUUCGCCAUGGAUCUCUUGUGAUGCGACUUCCAGACAGCGAAGCCAGCCUAAUUCCAACUGUCAUCUUUGGAACUGUGAAUGGAGUUAUAGGAGUCAUUGCUUCCCUUCCACAAGAUAAGUUCUUGUUCCUCCAGAAACUACAACAGGCUUUGGUGAAGGUGAUUAAGGGUGUAGGUGGGUUAAGUCACGAGCAGUGGCGCUCUUUCAGCAAUGAACGCAAAACUGUGGAUGCUCGCAACUUUUUAGAUGGUGACCUAAUAGAGUCCUUUUUGGAUCUGAGUAGAAACAAGAUGGAAGAAAUUGCCGCGCCACUUGAGAUUUCUGUCGAAGAGCUUUGCAAACGAGUAGAGGAGCUCACUAGAUUGCAUUAAACUACUUUAAACCUACUGUCCAAUUUCAUCCUUAUCUGUUAGUGAAGGUGGACGCCGGAAUUCCUUGUUAUUACGGCACUGGAGUCUAUCCAGUUGUGCAUUCAAGCCCUAGUUCUUAAUGGGUACUGUAGCCCGUGUGUGUUGAUUCAAAUCCGUAACGUUACGGGUAUUAGACUUGGGCUGAUGGGCGGGAGUUAGCUUUUUGAAAAAGUUUUCAAUCUUAAGAAACUACUCAUCCUAAUAAUGUAGGAAAAGUUUUCAACUUAAGAAACUAAUCCUAAUAAUAUAGUGGCGACUCACUAUCAUGAUGUACGUGCGUAGUUGAUUUUGUCAGUAGUAGAUGCAUUGGAUUUUUGUGAAACAUAAGAAUUGAGAGAAUAUCGUACGAAAACGGGGUCAGUGCCGUUCGUUGUUGCGCGAAUUAA